This is a messenger RNA of Papaver somniferum (opium poppy), 1088 nucleotides long. RefSeq names its product probable LRR receptor-like serine/threonine-protein kinase At3g47570. Gene Ontology annotation, molecular function: protein binding. The transcript has a single exon. Lineage: Eukaryota; Viridiplantae; Streptophyta; Magnoliopsida; Ranunculales; Papaveraceae. The coding region runs from base 38 to 1066 and encodes 342 amino acids. The record is from RefSeq and is a predicted model, not a curated record.
UUUAAAAGGGGACUUCAAAUCUGUGCAUGUUAGAGAUAUGAAGUCAUUAGCGAACCAUCAGAAUUCUUUCAGCUUCAGAACUACACUAUGCAGCCUUACUCUCAUAAUUUCUUAUAUGUCCAUGAGUGUCAACUUCCUUGCUGCGAUCAACGAUGAUAAUAAAUCAAGUGACAGACUGGCGCUAAUUGCAUUUAAGAAAGAAAUAACUGAAGAUCCACUCGGAACAGUGAGUUCUUGGGACGACAAGAAUAAUUCUCUUCAUUUGUGCGAGUGGAGAGGUGUUACAUGCAGCCGUCGUCAUCCUAGUAGAGUCACCAUGAUUGAUCUUCGGUCACAAAGUUUGAAAGGUUCCAUAUCUCCUCACAUUGGAAACCUUAGCUUUCUUCAGGUCCUCUUCCUCCAGAACAACAACUUAAACGGAGAAAUCCCAAAGCAAAUUGGUCUUCUUAUUCGACUGAAACAAUUGGGUCUUACAAAUAAUUCUUUGGAAGGAGAAAUUCCACACAAUACUUCUCAUUGCUCCAAACUCAUAUCCUUCAGUUUUUCUGGCAACCAUCUUGUGGGAAGCAUUCCAAGUGGAUUAGGCUACUUACCUAAUCUCAAAAUGAUGUGGCUUUCUUAUAACAAUCUUUCUGGAGAGAUCCCAACUUCAUUAGGUAACCUUUCAUCAACUCUUACUCAUCUUGCUCUUUUUAAUAACAAUUUGGAGGGAAGAAUCCCAAACUCUCUAAGUCGAUUAACAAACUUAAAAUUACUGGUUCUAGAAAUGAAUAGGUUAACAGGUACUGUCCCUUCUUCACUCUACAAUAUCUCAUCACUUGAAGUGUUUUCAGUGAUGAAUAAUCAACUCCAUGGUAGUAUUCCUUUUGAUAUUGGUUCGACACUUCCAAAUCUAAUCUAUUUUUCAGUUUCGGGAAAUAAUUUCACCGGAAACAUUCCAAGUUCAUUGUCCAAUAUGUCAAGGCUUGUCAUGCUCCAAUUCCAAAUCAAUAAUUUGGUUGGUUCCAUACCUUAUAACUUUGGUAACUUAAAAAGUCUUGAAUUUCUUGGAUUAGGAGAAAAUUAAACUUGGAAGUGGAGAAGCUAAC